Messenger RNA from Pisolithus orientalis, 4007 nucleotides. RefSeq lists its product as uncharacterized. Bases 254 to 3763 code for a protein of 1169 amino acids. The transcript is spliced from 4 exons. The record is from RefSeq and is a predicted model, not a curated record. Lineage: Eukaryota; Fungi; Basidiomycota; Agaricomycetes; Boletales; Pisolithaceae.
GGACAGGCUUGCUGAUGUCCGGUCUUUUCAUCUUCUUUUGCAUGCUGUUCACCCUUUCCCUUGCUGUUCGAAACGAUCCCAACAUAUAACGCGCCUCAUCCACGCUGUCCGUGGUUCUGCUGUCGCGUGGCUGUUCGACACCUCCGAUGUGCGCGUGCUCAAAUACUAUAUACUAUAGCUCUACCACCAGACCUCGCACCACAGUCCCGGAAAGAGCACUGUCGACAAACACCACCUCGACAGAGCUUCGCCCAUGCCAGCCUCGGUUCGCUUCUCCCACCAACCGAACUCACCAAGAGAACAGGCGCACAAGUCGAUUCUCGACUCGUGGUUGUCCCGUCGCUCCUCUGUGCACUCCGCCAACACUGCCUCACACGCAGCCCACUCCAACCCCAGCAGCUCGCACGGCCACACCCCAAGCCUGAACUCCAAGCUCAAGGGGAAAGAACGUUCCCUAGACAGCCCACUGUCAAGCCCCGUCGGGUUUGGCUACGGACACGACGCGGACCAUGUCGUGUCCCCGACUUCGAAUACAUCCCCUUCCAUCACUUCCCACGAACCAUCGUCCCGUAUCAUACCAAUAAUUCCUCGCCCUCCGUCAUCCAGCCGAAGCGCGCCACUGCGUAAGCAGCGGACCAGCCUUCUUGUAGCCGCUACCGAUGUACUCGGCCUUCGCAAGAAGCUGGGUUCGGUCUCACGUAAGAAACCCCCUCCUCACCAUAUAUCCAGCGUAAACUGUAUACCCGAUAUCAUCGAAAUUAACGCUCAUAGUGACACUACCGUAACCACCACCGUUGCUGGAGCUAUAUCGCAUAUGGACCAAGAACACGAAGAACGCGAACGUCUGAGGGAUGCCGCUGCUCAAUCGAUAGGGCUCGAGUGGUUACAUGAGCCGCGUAAAUGGGAUAGUCUCUUGUCCCUUGCCCCUCCGGAUCCGCAGGAGUUUCCUCAGCUGCCCCCCUUCCCAGCUACCAUUAACGCACUUUAUCCUAUGACGCAGAUGACCGCGACACUACCCAAAUUUACCCCAGCAUCUUCCCUCCUCGUAUAUGCCCUCGCUAAGCAGUGGAAAGUUAGGACCCUCGUCCUCACGUCCAAUGUGGCUGGUCACAAGACCCACGUGCAUUUGUUCAAGAAUACAUCGGCAAACGAGGUCGAGUUAGAGAGAUUGGAAAUUACCGAAGACAGCGCUAUGUUUCUUGCCGAAGAGGACGUAGGCGGUAGGAAGAACGUGAUCAAAUUGGUGGGCAAGGACGUCAGUACAAAGAAGCACGCCAAUGGCGGCAGUCAUACGAAUGGAUCCACGGAGGAUUCCGCGCGCGCGAUGUGGUUCCUACAAAUCACUGACCGUGAAGCAUCUCAACGCUGGAUAGGAGCUAUCAAGAAUGCAGUGCUGAAUCACAGGUCAAUCCGUGCCGGCCUAGACAUUCCGGCGUCCAAUGGAGUAUAUGGUCCAAGGGGCGACAUGGACGUCAUGCUCUCCAUGAGAAUGCAAGGGAUCGUCUCCCCUCAACCUCCCAAGAAGGUUUCAUCUUCGCCCUCCCCACCACAUUCUCUUCGCUCACUUGGGAUGAAUGCUCAGUCUCUGCCACCUUCUAGUAGUAUCAAGGAUAUGUUGACCAGCACUCGGUCCCGCUCGCCCUCUCUAGAUUCACCGCAUUCCCCACUGGUUUCUCAGGCUCACACAGAAGAGUCUUUCGGUGCCAUGGGCACAAACCUUUUGACGUUCUUCCGCGGGAAUACUGCGUCCGACAGCAGCUCCUCCCCCGCAUGUUCCCUUCCCCUCCCCCUUCCGCGUAGUCAAGCCCAGUGUUCACCUGCUGCUAGUGUGCGGUCUGCGAGUACGACAAUGGUUAUACCCGGAGCGGACUUAAAGAUUUCUAAAGAGCGCGAUGCACCGGUUCUUUCGAUUUCGCCACCGUCGAUAGCAAGCACUCCACCGGGCUCCAUCACGCCGCCCGCCGCAUUUCAGGCAAGCAUGAAUUCAGGUCCUCUGCCUCUUCAGCCUCCGCCGCGAAAGGCGAGGGGUCACUUGGCGGUUCCCCCUCCCACAGCCAAGCGAGAGCGAGAAGGAUUAUAUAAUCAUCCAGGGGAUAACCGCAGUGUGGCGGGUAACUUUGGUGUUCAACCUGCGGAGGUAUUGCCCCCGACGCCUUCCCUCGUUGUUAUGCCCGCCGAAACCCUACCGCCCAGGGACCUCUCUCCUGGACCGUUCACUGCGACAAAGCUGCCGGACUUAGAGCCGCCAUUCAGUGCGUUCUCCAACGCGAACGUACAAGCACCGUCGUCUCCGCCGUUAGCAGCUGCGCGUUCCUUGUCACCUGAUAUUGCAGUUCCAACGUCCUCCGAAACCCGUCCCAGCAGCCCCUCAAGCUCCAAGCGUUGGUCCAGAAAGAUUGGCACGCUUCCCCAACGUCCAGCGCCGCCAUCGGGACCUCCACCCUCCGUACCGGAAAUUGAGCCUGCACAACCGGUACUGCACCUACACGUGCCUCACCCGUAUGCAGCGGAUGAGCUUGCGAGCAGUGUAUCAUCUAAUUCUCGCACAGACAUAAGCCCUCAUAGCGCAUCGUCGUUGGCCCAGAGUUUCUGGAAGCGUGCAUCCAGUUCCUCCGCGUAUAGCGUAGAGUCAUGGAGCACUACAGACUCGAGGGCCGUCGCCGAGCCUACGACUACACUGAGCGCGUCAAUUCUGUCUUUGCCAAAUCCAACAGCAAGCAAGGUUACUGCACCUAAGCGUCGAUCUAUGCCUCCCCCUCGACCUGCCCCAACGCAUGCACCUCCGCCCGCCCCAGUCGUGGACCCAAUUGUGGAGCGAGUAACCGUGCCUCAGUCACCGCCGCCUCCGAAACAACAGUCCUCUCCAACUACUCCCCCACAACCACUGAAACCCCUUCGAACAUCUAUAGCACAACGGGCACUACGGCUGUCUUUGACGUCGCCUAAACCACCACCCUCAACAAGUCUCCCACCACGACCGGACGAGCCAGGGUUCUUACGGAGACAUCGCCGGAGCUCGAGUAACAGCACGGCCGAAGGGCUCCGUGUUUCUUCUGAGCUACCUUCCAUCCCAGGUUCGCCGCCGCGCUCGCCGUCCCGUUUGUCGGGUGUGGGUCAACCGCGGCCGCCGUCGUCGGCUUCUUCGGUCCGUAGCCUAUCCAUCAAGCAGCGCCUUCGCAUCUUGAGCGCUCCCUCCUCUUCCUCGCCACCGCCAACUCCGUCAGGCUCGAAUUCUCCUCCCCCCUCAACUCAACAACUCCAACCACUACAAAUCCAGACCCAAACGAAAGUGCAAACAAAAGCGCGAAAGCACAUGCCAGGUUCUCAACAUGCUCAAGUUACUAGUACGCUAGAUCUCGACGACGAUGACGACGAUGACGAUCCGCGAACGCCCUCACACGCCCAACCUUCACGUCCGCCCUUCGGGCUUGGUGAACACAUCAUGGACAUCAACGACCCUAGUUUUUUAUCCCUUACGCCAAUUGAAAGCCCCACUGCUCCGUCACGCAAUCCUUUCCGACCGCUUCCCACGUGCCCCGGACGCCCAGGUACACCCAUGACCGAGGGUGAAUUCGAGUUCAUGGCGCUAUCUCCACCACCGCCCCGCAGGGGCUCGAAACAGAUCUCGGUCACAGUCGUGCAGCCGGAGAAAGGUCCUCAGUCUGAACUUCCGCCGUUCGGGGCGACAAGUCCUGAGGCAAACACUUUAGCAGCGGCACUCGCGCGGGGAUCGGUGGUGUCCCUCGGUUAUAUCACGAUGUAGAUGUUCUUUGUGCUUUUCUUGUUUGCUGUCGCUUCUCUUAUCUUGUGUGCUACCACUAUAUAAUCUAUCUGUGGGCCUUGAAUUUUUGUUUGCACCUCUUCUGAAUAUGCCCAAAGAUUUCUUCGUUAUCAAAUAAUGCUGUGCUAUUCAAAUUUUUGUAAGCUCAUUUCAUCCACGCCUACCUUAAUACACAUCGCCAGUGUAUCCUUACACUCGCCAAUACGAUUCCAUGAGAUUACGGAGG